Messenger RNA from Rhodamnia argentea, 617 nucleotides. RefSeq names its product EG45-like domain containing protein. NCBI's taxonomy places the organism in Eukaryota, Viridiplantae, Streptophyta, Magnoliopsida, Myrtales, Myrtaceae. The transcript has 3 exons. The record is from RefSeq and is a predicted model, not a curated record. Bases 44 to 445 code for a protein of 133 amino acids.
CGAAACUUGCAAGAUUGACUUCCAAAACUUGCUGCCGAGAGAGAUGGGUCGGAUAGCAAUGGCAAUGGUAGUAUUCAUGAGCUUGAUGAGCAAAGAGAUGGGCUCGUUCGUUCUUGGAGACGUUGGGACUGCUUCUUCCUAUGAUCCGCCGUACACCCCAACCAGAUGCAAUGGGUAUAGGGCAGACCAGUUUCCUCCGGGGAAUCUGUUUGUGGCAGUGAGCGAAGGGUUGUGGGACAACGGAGCCGCCUGCAAGAGACGGUAUCGGCUGCGGUGUCUGAGCGGCAGCAACAGGCCGUGCAAGGAUGGCACAGUGGAUGUCACCGUCGUGGACUACUGCCCCAAGUCUCCAUGCCCCUCCACCAUUCUCUUAUCCAAGAGCGCCUUUGCCGCCAUCUCCAAGUCCCCGUCUGCCAAAAUCAACCUCGAAUAUAUCCCGAUAUGAUCGGGUUUCUGUCCAAGGAACGAAUACUGGGAGAGGGCUCUAGUUAGAACUUUGUCCCACAAUAUUGAAAUUCAUAUGUCAUCCUUGACAUAUUCGAAUGUAGAUGUUUGCAUCUUUAAAGUGAAAGAAUGAUCGCUUGAAUAAGAAUCCGAGUGAAACUUUCCGUCUUGUG